Molecule: messenger RNA, 550 nt
Organism: Lolium rigidum
Lineage: Eukaryota; Viridiplantae; Streptophyta; Magnoliopsida; Poales; Poaceae
Product: importin subunit beta-1-like
Exons: 2
Coding region: 80-337 (85 amino acids)
Source: RefSeq, a predicted model, not a curated record
UGGUAACCAGCUCAGACGUGGCAUAUUCGAGGCAUACUCUGGCAUACUACAGGGUAUCAAGGGCGCAAAGGCUCAGCUGAUGAUACCAUAUGCAGGCCAUCUAUUGCAGUUCACCGAAGCUGUCUACAAAGAUAGUAGCAGGGACGAGAGCGUGACAAAGGCUGCGGUUGCUGUCCUGGGGGAUCUUGCAGACACACUUGGCCCCAUCUCCAAGGAUCUGUUCAAGAGCCACCUCUUCCAUGUUGAGUUCUUGAGGGAGUGCCAAGAUAUGGACGACGAAGUCAGGGAUACGGCGUCGUGGACCCAGGGAAUGAUAAACCAGGCAAUAGUUUCUUAGUAUGAGAAAUUAUCUUGCUUUGUCUGGUGUGGGGGAUGUUCUGUUUUGUUGCUGCGCCAAUGCCCGUUUGGCGCAGAUGAACGGAAGGAUACCAAAGUAUAUGUAGUGUCAGUGGUAGGAACCUUGUUGUAGGAGUCUCCUGUGUUGUUUAUCUUGAGUCUGUCAAGUCGUUAUGCGUCACAUUUUCAGUGUGUCAAGUCGGUAUGCGUCACA